Messenger RNA from Mesocricetus auratus (golden hamster), 1800 nucleotides. RefSeq names its product SMAD family member 3 (gene Smad3). Gene Ontology annotation, biological process: regulation of transcription by RNA polymerase II; BMP signaling pathway; SMAD protein signal transduction. Gene Ontology annotation, cellular component: heteromeric SMAD protein complex. Gene Ontology annotation, molecular function: I-SMAD binding; RNA polymerase II cis-regulatory region sequence-specific DNA binding; DNA-binding transcription factor activity, RNA polymerase II-specific. The record is from RefSeq and is a predicted model, not a curated record. NCBI's taxonomy places the organism in Eukaryota, Metazoa, Chordata, Mammalia, Rodentia, Cricetidae.
AACGUAGACUUGGGAGCGGGCGGGAGAGGAGUGGGGAGCGCGGCUGCACGGCCCUGGCCGGCCCUGCGAGGCGGCGAUCGCUGGGAGGAGGAGGAACAGGAGGAGGAGGACUGCAGAGGCGGAGGGAUCUGCUCACCAGAGCCACCCAGGCCAGCAAAGUUUGGUUAGGGGUUGGACUUUCCUUCCCGGAGGCGGCACCCAAACAGCUACCCCGUGCGGAAACCUAAACUUUCUACUGCCACUCCGAGUCUCGCGGCCGCCGCCUCCGCCCCGCGCGCCCGGGGCCUGUCCGUCAGUCCAUCGGUCCUCGUGGAGCUGCUCCGGCGCCGCCGUGCUCCCGAUCCCCGCAGUGGGAGCGCUGCGGCCCCGGCCUGGACGCCGGGGCAAGUUCUCCAGAGUUAGACGCGAAGUUCGGGCGCGGCGUGGGCCGAGCUGCCCCUGUGCGCCCCCGGCGUCCCUAGUGCGCUCAGUCCCGCCGGGGGCGCCGGUGACCCUCCCGUGCCAGCCAUGUCGUCCAUCCUGCCCUUCACCCCGCCGAUCGUGAAGCGCCUGCUGGGCUGGAAGAAGGGCGAACAGAACGGGCAGGAGGAGAAAUGGUGCGAAAAGGCGGUCAAGAGCUUGGUGAAGAAGCUCAAGAAGACGGGGCAGCUGGACGAGCUGGAGAAGGCCAUCACCACGCAGAACGUGAACACCAAGUGCAUUACCAUCCCCAGGUCACUGGAUGGCCGGCUGCAAGUGUCCCAUCGGAAGGGGCUUCCCCAUGUUAUCUACUGCCGCCUGUGGCGCUGGCCCGACCUGCACAGUCACCAUGAGUUACGGGCCAUGGAGCUGUGUGAGUUCGCCUUCAACAUGAAGAAGGACGAAGUGUGCGUCAAUCCCUACCACUAUCAGAGAGUAGAGACACCAGUUCUACCUCCAGUGUUGGUGCCACGCCAUACCGAGAUCCCGGCCGAGUUCCCCCCGCUGGAUGACUACAGCCAUUCCAUCCCUGAGAACACUAACUUCCCCGCUGGCAUUGAGCCCCAAAGCAAUAUUCCAGAAACCCCACCUCCUGGCUACCUGAGUGAAGAUGGAGAAACUAGUGAUCACCAGAUGAGCCACAGCAUGGAUGCAGGCUCUCCAAACCUAUCCCCGAAUCCGAUGUCCCCAGCACACAAUAACUUGGACCUACAGCCAGUGACCUACUGUGAGCCGGCCUUCUGGUGCUCCAUCUCCUACUACGAGCUGAACCAGCGAGUUGGGGAGACAUUCCAUGCCUCACAGCCAUCCAUGACAGUGGAUGGCUUCACUGAUCCCUCCAACUCUGAGCGCUUCUGCCUGGGCCUGCUGUCCAAUGUCAACCGGAAUGCAGCUGUGGAACUUACAAGACGGCACAUUGGGAGAGGUGUGCGGCUCUACUACAUUGGAGGGGAGGUCUUUGCAGAGUGCCUCAGUGACAGUGCUAUUUUUGUUCAGUCACCCAACUGUAACCAGCGCUAUGGCUGGCACCCUGCCACCGUCUGCAAGAUCCCCCCAGGCUGCAACCUGAAGAUCUUCAACAACCAGGAAUUUGCUGCCCUCCUGGCCCAGUCUGUCAACCAGGGCUUUGAGGCCGUCUACCAGUUGACUCGCAUGUGCACCAUCCGUAUGAGCUUCGUCAAAGGCUGGGGAGCAGAGUACAGGAGACAGACAGUGACCAGUACCCCUUGUUGGAUCGAGCUGCACCUAAAUGGGCCCUUGCAGUGGCUUGACAAGGUCCUUACCCAGAUGGGCUCCCCCAGCAUCCGCUGUUCCAGUGUGUCUUAGAGAUACUAGGAGUGG